AUGCACCAGGACCUUGCCAACGUCUAUAACAGCGGCUCCGGGAAUAAUAAGAAGCGCGUGGUGAAGGUGUUAUUAUAUGCGCCCAUGGCUGACCAGUUCCUCUCGUCCAAGCUGGGCGCCGAGACCGUCCUCGAACACCUCCGUCCUGGCGUUGCGCACCAGUCCUUGCUCUUCUGGCGGCUUGACGAGAUGAGCCACUUGCCGCUCCGCAACAUCGAAACACAUAACGAGGUUGCGGGCGAGCCAGCGAUAUCAUCUCUCCCGUUCGUGGAUCAGACAUGGGACAGUUACCGUGACUUUGCUCGCCAGCAUGCCGUCGUGCAUCUGGAGGAUAACGUCGUGAGCAUACUUGGAUGGGCCGCGCCGCACAUGCUGUACCCCUCGGCCUCGCGCGAGUCUGUCGGCAUGUGGGCGGACUCGUUGGCGCUGAAUACGGACAGCAAGCUCUUAAUCUCUCCCAUUUUUGUCGAUAUGGACGUCGUGAUUUAUCGCGGCCUGCUCGGCUGCACCUCCUGGGGCGGUGAUUCAUACCGGGCUUAG
Molecule: messenger RNA, 540 nt
Organism: Prorocentrum cordatum
Lineage: Eukaryota; Dinophyceae; Prorocentrales; Prorocentraceae
Source: the annotation of a GenBank genome assembly